Molecule: messenger RNA, 588 nt
Organism: Panicum hallii
Lineage: Eukaryota; Viridiplantae; Streptophyta; Magnoliopsida; Poales; Poaceae
Exons: 5
Coding region: 55-588 (177 amino acids)
Source: RefSeq, a predicted model, not a curated record
GGAACUCUUAUUGGUAGUAGUAUAGCUACAAUCCAGAAGAGCGCUGCUCCUGAGAUGCUUCUUGCACUGAUGGAUGAGGCAUACACUGGUUCUGCAAUAGAAGAUUCUAGGGGUAAUUCAGGUUCUGAUGAUAGUAGUCCCCUAGACCUCGCUGACCCAAUGUUCCUAGACCUUCUAAAAGAUGAGAAUGAUGGUAUUGCCGCAAAACAUUGGAUAUCUCCUACAAUAUCUUCGACAUUACAAGUGGCAGUUAACAGUCCACAAUCGGACAGAUUAAAACAGUCACUGGAAAUGGCACCUCGCUUUCUUUCUUUGUAUUUUGCAAUUGCAUUACGGGACGUUAAUGACUCGCUGUUGUGUGCUCUUAUUCCAGUAGUUAUGUCAAGAUAUGCUGCAAUGUUCCCAGACAAGGUUUUCUCAUUCGAGGUCAGGAAAAGACUGUCGGAUUUCAUAUUGGCUGCCUUCCAGCGGUCUCCUGACAUCAUUGCAGUACUAAAAGUAAUGUGUAAAUUUGUGUUCUUUAUUUCUUACUAUACAUACAAGUCAGAACUUCGAAGUCUGAACCAAAUAAAUGCCCAUGUUAUGUAG